AUGUAUAAGGAACACAGUCAGAAUCUGGCUCAUCUGGCAGAGCGAACUCAUGGCCGAUAUGUUGAGAUCAUGCGAGAUGUUGAGCAUCUUGUCAACGACCAUAUCGCACAUCAAGCAUCCGGGACGAGUAGCCGCUCUACAUUAAAGAUGUUGAUACCCUCGGUGGGCACCUUUUUUACGCCUUUACUGCUGGAGGAGGCAUUUAAAUAUCAGGAUAAAAAAAGAUUCAUCAGCAGUCGACGUUUUGUCCCCCCAUCUUUCAAUGAUAUUCGCUUGACUCUGAAUACAGCUCAGUUAAUGGGCUUGGUUCAUCGCAGUGAAGUACAGUUGGUGACAUUUGAUGGAGAUGUUACGCUGUAUGAGGACGGUGCUUCGCUAACACCAGAUAACCCUGUCACACAUCGUAUACUUCGUCUCUUACGGCAGGGCAAACGAGUUGGGAUUGUAACGGCCGCGGGGUAUACCAGCGCCGAUAAAUAUUAUGGACGGCUCCAUGGGUUGCUAGAUAUGGUUCAUGAUGCAUCAUCAUUGACUCCAGAGCAGAAGAAGUGCUUAAUAGUUCUUGGUGGCGAGAGUAAUUUCAUGUUCAAAUUUGACCCAGACUCUCCUCAUCGGCUGAGCUGGGUACCAUGCAGCGAAUGGUUCCUAGACGAGAUGAAAACAUGGACCGAAGAUGAUAUUACUGAGCUACUCAACGUGGCUGAAGCCGCGCUACGUGACUGCGUGUCAAAUCUUAACUUACCCGCAUCUAUUCUUCGGAAAGAGAGGGCUGUUGGGAUUUAUCCUUUGGCAGGCCACAAAAUGCACCGAGAGCAGCUGGAAGAAACGGUUCUCAUAGCACAGCAAACGGUUGAGAUGUCAGCCGUUGGCCAACGGCUCCCCUUUUGUGCUUUCAACGGCGGAAGCGAUGUCUUUGUUGAUAUCGGCGACAAGUCCUGGGGGGUCUUAUGUUGUCAAAGCUACUUUGGCGGAAUUCAUAGGUCGAAAACAUUGCAUAUUGGUGACCAGUUCUUAUCUGCGGGAGCAAAUGAUUUCAAGGCUCGACUUGCGUGUACAACGGCAUGGAUAUCAAGCCCCGGGGAAACGGUGCAGCUGCUUGACGAGCUUGCGGCGCUGGAGGGGGAAGGAUAA
Ophidiomyces ophidiicola is the source of this 1131-nucleotide messenger RNA. RefSeq names its product IMP 5'-nucleotidase (gene ISN1). Bases 1 to 1131 code for a protein of 376 amino acids. Gene Ontology annotation, biological process: nicotinic acid riboside biosynthetic process; nucleotide metabolic process; nicotinamide riboside biosynthetic process. The record is from RefSeq and is a predicted model, not a curated record. The transcript is spliced from 3 exons. NCBI's taxonomy places the organism in Eukaryota, Fungi, Ascomycota, Eurotiomycetes, Onygenales, Onygenaceae. Gene Ontology annotation, molecular function: magnesium ion binding.